Erythranthe guttata (spotted monkey flower) is the source of this 890-nucleotide messenger RNA. Lineage: Eukaryota; Viridiplantae; Streptophyta; Magnoliopsida; Lamiales; Phrymaceae. The record is from RefSeq and is a predicted model, not a curated record.
AAUAAAUAUAUUGCACGUGUGGAUAUAAAAAAGAGCAAAGAAGAGUAGGAGAUGGGAAAUCAGGAGAAAUGCUGAGAUGGGAAGAUAUGCAGAAGAUGAAGUACACGUGGAAUGUGGCCUGUGAAGCUAUGCGGCUGGCCCCACCACUUCAAGGCAAUUUCAGAGAGGCUAUUACUGACUUUACCUAUGCUGGCUUCUACAUCCCUAAAGGAUGGAAGUUGUAUUGGAAUGCAAAUACAACACACAAACAUGAGGAAUACUUUCCGGAACCAGAGAAGUUUGAUCCGACGAGGUUUGAUGAUGAGAAUGGCAGCUCAAUUGUUCCGUACACUUACGUCCCAUUUGGGGGAGGGCCGAGAAUGUGCCCCGGAAAGGAAUAUGCUAAAUUGGAGAUACUUGUUUUCGUAUAUAAUUUGGUGAAAAAGUUCAAAUGGGAGAAAGUUAUUCCACAUGAAAAGAUAGUCGUCGAUCCAAUGCCCACGCCUGCAAACGGACUUCCCGUUCGCCUCCAUCGUCAUAUCUGAUAAUAUUCCGUAUAUCUAUAAUAUACAUCCUGUUUCAAGAUGUGCUAAAUAAAUGCUACUGCUUGUAAUCUAUAUAUGCAAUAAUCAAUCGAGUGGUUUAAUCAUUCGAACUUCGAACUUCAAAUCUGCAAUAACAAUUAUCUGAGAAGGAAAAAAAAAACGGGUAUAUUAAUCGAAAUCCUAAAAUCACAUGUUGUAGAUUCCCCGAAAAUUUAGGGCUAACCUCACUUGCUACCUUGUUAAAAUAUCCUUUGUGACAGUAGGAUCUGGCAAGAGAAUCUCCCGUUACACCGUUAUACAAAACCGUAAGCUUGGGCCUCUAAAAAACUAACAAUAAUUCGUAAUCUCUUACUACAACAUAGGCAA